Messenger RNA from Vollenhovia emeryi, 1854 nucleotides. RefSeq names its product dynein intermediate chain 2, axonemal (gene Dnai2). Gene Ontology annotation, biological process: cilium movement; outer dynein arm assembly. The record is from RefSeq and is a predicted model, not a curated record. The coding region runs from base 40 to 1821 and encodes 593 amino acids. NCBI's taxonomy places the organism in Eukaryota, Metazoa, Arthropoda, Insecta, Hymenoptera, Formicidae. Gene Ontology annotation, cellular component: outer dynein arm. Gene Ontology annotation, molecular function: dynein light chain binding; dynein heavy chain binding. The transcript is spliced from 10 exons.
UUAUUUCCCUACGUAUAAUUUAAGUUACCUUUGUAUACAAUGGAUGUAGAGUAUGCCUAUACGAAGAAGAGAAUGCAUUUCGGGAAGAGUUGCAAUUUCUCUGACGUUGAUAAAAUAGAAGUGGAAAUCAAAUCAAAUCCAGCGUUGAUGAGUAAUUAUGUUAGAACGGAUCCUGUGACGCACGCUACGCAAUGCAGCAAAGUCUAUGCGGUUCACGAGGUAAAUACAACUACCGCGACGUAUAAGGACAACAAAAUGUUUCACUACGAGGGCGGCUGGCCGAAGGACAUAAAUAUGAAAGAUCUAGAGCAGACAGUCAGAUAUAGACGUAAGAUCGAAAAGGAUGAGCUGUAUAUUCACACGAUGCUUCAACUAUUACCUUCGAUGGAACACUGCAUUUUGCAAAACAACGCUUGCAACAUUUAUGAGCAAUAUUUCGCCGACGUAGAGGCGACCCCGCUGAUCCAAAGAACUUUCUCGCGCACAGUAAACGUUUACCGCGAUCCUUUAACGAUGAAACGGCAAAUCACUUAUCUGUCAUGGUCGCCGGACCAGGGUAAUCGUUUUGCGGCCAGUUAUUGCAACGUAGAUUUCAAGAAGACCUCCAACAGCAACACCUCGUACAUCUGGGAAGUAGAAAACCCGAAUAAUCCUUACAUAACAUUAAAACCCUUUUGCCCGAUUUUGACGUUGGAGUACAAUCCCAAAGACAGCAACACCUUGGUAGGUGGUCUGAUGACUGGACAGGUGGCAUGCUGGGACAUUAGGAGGGGAUCAGAAAUGAUAGACACCAGCUCGGUCGAGUUUAGCCAUAGAGAUCCCUGUGAUAAGACCCUGUGGAUUAAUUCCAAGACUGGUACCGAGUUUUUCAGCGCGUCGAAAGACGGACAGAUAAAAUGGUGGGACACCAGAAAGUUGCAAGUUCCGACAGAAACUUUGGUGAUAGAUCUGCUGAAACCGGAGAAUCAGGACGUGGACAAAGCUACUGGCAUCUCGGCUCUUCAGUUUGAACCUUCGAUGGGUACACGGUUCAUGUGUGGUUUGGAAAAUGGUGUUGUAAUAUCAGGCAACCGCAAAGGUAAGACGCCCGGCGAGAAGAUUGCAACUAAAUUCAGAGCCCAGUAUGGGCCGGUCAUAAGUCUGGAGAGAAACCCGACAUUCGUAAAAAAUUUCUUGACAGUCGGAGAUUGGACCUCGAGGAUUUGGUCGGAAGAUUGUAGGGAAUCUUGCAUAGCUUGGACGCCUGGACAUCGAGUUUUUUUAACGGGUGGUGCUUGGAGCGCUACGCGUUAUUCCGUGUAUUACUUGAUCAAAGUUGACGGAACUUUAGAUGUGUGGGACUUUUUAAUUCAGCAGGACAGCCCGGUUCUUAGCAUAAAGGUCUGCGAUGAAAGUUUGACUUGUUUACGACCUCACGAGCAGGGUCAACUGGCUGCAGUGGCGAAUAAAAAGGGCUCGACUUAUCUGCUCGAAUUUUCGGAAGCUUUGACAAUUAAUCAAAAGAAUGACAAAUUACUAUUAACUGGGCUUCUUGAUCGUGAAACGCGUCGUGAAAAAGUGAUAGAAGCGAAAAACAGAGAACAACGAUUGAAAAUGAAGACCUUGAAGAUGCAUGGUGAAUCGGAUUUCACCGAUGCUUCCAUGAAACCGGAUGAACGGGAAGAUUCUAAGGAAUCUUACGACGGCUUGAGCAACGCACCAAUAGUGCAAUGUGAACAGGAAUAUGAAAAUAUGAUAAACGCGGAAUUAACGCGACAAGCAGAAGCAAAUGCCGUUGAACUGAAUAACAACGUGAUGCAGAAUGGUGCGAUUAUAAAUUAAAAUAAUUAUACAUAUAGUUAUAAUAUAACUGAC